This is a messenger RNA of Hemicordylus capensis (graceful crag lizard), 1579 nucleotides long. Its product is annotated as prosaposin-like. Gene Ontology annotation, cellular component: cytolytic granule. The transcript has 8 exons. Lineage: Eukaryota; Metazoa; Chordata; Lepidosauria; Squamata; Cordylidae. The record is from RefSeq and is a predicted model, not a curated record. Gene Ontology annotation, biological process: sphingolipid metabolic process; defense response to bacterium; killing of cells of another organism. Bases 92 to 1000 code for a protein of 302 amino acids.
CGGACAGGUCCUCCCCGCUUCAAAAGGAAGCCAUAAAAGAUAAGGCAGGAGGUGCUGACUUUUGCUGGGACAGUCAGUCUGCUGAACCAUCAUGGCCUUCCUCCUCCUCACCCUGUGCCUGAAUGUUGCUGUCGGUGCAGUCUUGGCUGGAUCAGAUCUGGUUCCUGAGCCAUGCCUGCAAGGUCCAGAGUUCUGGUGCAAGGAUGUGACUACAGCUGUGGAAUGCAAGAGGGAGAAAUAUUGCUGGGACCCCCAGUUGAGCCUUUCUUUGUGGGAGGGGCUUGUGGAGGGUGACGAGGCUCCCGCCCCACAGUUCAAAUGUACCAUCUGCACCAAGAUAAUGAAGAAACUCAAGAAACUGGCUGGAGAUGAUCCAGGCGAAGAAAAAAUUGAUGCUGCAAUGAAAUCUCUCUGUGGUGUGGUGGGCAGGGUUUUGCGCGGAGCUUGCAUAAAGAUGUUGAGGCAGUUCAAAGAUCAGAUUGUGGAGGGACUGCAGAAUGGUGACGAGCCUCGGGAUAUCUGUGUGAAUAUUAACCUGUGCAAGAGUGCGGCACCAGCCUUGGCCUCUGGAUCAGAUCUGGUUCCCGAGUCGUGCCUGCAAGGGCCAGAGUUCUGGUGCAAGGAUGUGGCUACAGCUGCAGGAUGCAAGAGGGAAGAAUACUGCUGGGAGCUCCAGUGGAGCUCUUCUUUGUGGGAAAUGACAGAGGAGAAUCAGGCUGCUGCCCCACGGAAAAGAUGCUCCACAUGCACCACGAUUAUGCAGAAGCUCCUGGAACUGGCUGGGGAUGAUCCAGAUGAUGAUAAAAUUGAUGCGGCAAUCAACAGUUUGUGUAAAGCCGUGGGAAAGCGCUUGAGUAAAACUUGCAAAAAGAUCAUUAAAAAGUUCAGGGAUCAGAUUGUGGAGGGGCUGCAGAAUGGUGACGGGGCCCAGGAUAUCUGCGUGACUGUCAACAUGUGCAAAAGCACACCACCAGAGAUAGAUGAUGAUGGCAGCUGGUGAACUGGCUGACAACCCCAAGCUUUCCUCUUCUUCUGCUGCUGCCACCUGCUGAGCCUUGAAGCCCCUUCUCCUGAUGUGCAAAAAUGGAAGAGAAGAGUAGAAACGCCCCCAGGAUGCAGUAAGCGAUGCGGAAACUACAGCAGAUCGACUGGAACCAUCUAUGCUUUGAAGUUCCCCCUUGACUUUGUCAAGUGCUUUAUUGCACGCUUUCACACAAAAAUGCCUUUGCACCAUGAAGUUGUCAAGUCUGGUUGUAUAUUUUAGGCAGUUGUUGCAUUACCUUUCUCAUCCUUUCCUGCAUUAACAACAAUCACACAUAACACAAAUGCCACAAUAGAGGCUCCAAUGCACUUGUUAGACGUCUUGUGCGGAAAUCCUCAUUACCAGAAGUGCUAAAGCUUAGUGUUUCUUGCAGACUGUCACCAGAAUUCAGGCUUCAUUUAGCAACUGAGUUCUUACUAAAAUGUGUGGCUAGACUAUACACCCAGACUUUACUCCAGGUGUUUGAAUACAUUCCUUUUCUGCAAUAUAGCUUUGCCUUGUUGUAUUCCAAUGAUUAAAGCACAUUGACUAGCCUGG